GUACAACAUUGUGGCGGUCAAGGUGGUAUAAGUGGUAUAUAUUUGUACGUAUUCGUAGAGUUGGGGCUAGCGCUGAAGCUUUGUUCAAAGACUUUCUCACCACAAAAUUACGCUCUUUGGUGACUUCUCCUAUUCCGAUUCCGGAAAAUGGAGCGCCCGUUGGCGCAAAAACCAUCUUGUUUUGUGAAGGACUUCAACAUGGGAGCCAUGGAGAACAAGAGUCUGAACGUGUUCAAUACUUCUCUUACCUUGGCGCGGGAAGACACAGCCACUGACGAUGAUUACGAGCGCAUCGAGGGUGUGAUUGGCCACGAAUACUUCCACAACUGGACUGGGAAUCGUGUGACUUGCCGCGACUGGUUUCAGCUGACUCUAAAGGAGGGUCUCACAGUCUACCGAGACCAGGAAUUCUCCGCCGACAUGGGCUCUCGUGCGCGGAAGCGUAUCGAGGACGUGCGGAUCCUCCGAGCUGCCCAGUUUCCCGAGGACAACGGUCCUAUGGCACAUCCAAUCCGCCCCGAGAAGUACGCAGCUAUCGACAAUUUCUAUACAGCCACCGUCUACAACAAGGGUGCUGAGGUGAUCCGCAUGUACGAGACCUUGCUGGGCCGCGAGGGCUUUCGCAAGGGCAUGGACUUGUACUUCGAGCGCCAUGAUGGCAGCGCGGUGACCUGUGACGACUUCCGAGCUGCCAUGCAGGAUGCGAAUGGCCGUGAUCUUACCCAGUUUGAGCGGUGGUAUUUGCAGGCAGGCACACCAACCGUGAAGGCCACCGAUUCUUGGGAUGCGGAGACGGGAACCUAUUCGUUGACACUUGGGCAGAAGGUCCCAGACACUCCGGGUCAAGUGGAGAAGUUGCCCAUGCAGGUACCUGUUCGGGUAGGGCUUUUGGACCGGGAGUCGGGGAAGGAGCUUUUGUCUGACACCGUGCUGGAGCUGACAGAGGAGUCCAAGACCUUCGAGCUCAAACUGGAGGAAGGUGCGACUGGCAAGCCUGUUCCCUCGCUGCUACGAGGGUUUUCGGCACCGGUGAAGCUCGAGUAUGACUAUAGUGACGAGGAGCUCUCUUUGCUGGCGGCCUUCGACACAGACUCCUUCAAUCGAUGGGAGUCCAUGCAGCGGCUGGGGUCGAAGGCAGUUUUGGACGCCUUUGCUGCAGAUGAUGUUGACGCCUUCCAACCUGAUGCUGGGUUCAUGGAUGCCAUGAAGCGGAUUGUGCAAGAUCGGGUCACCGAGGACCUCUCCCUGAUUGCCUAUGCACUGAUCCUGCCAGCGGAGUCCACGCUGAUGCAGGAGGCCAAGCCCCCCAUCGACCCCACGCGGCUCCACGCUGCCAGGAACCGCAUCCGCAAAGUGAUCGCCUCGGAGCUCAAGGAAGAUUUGCAGAAGCGCUACGAGGAGUUGACGCCGCCGGAGGACGAGCCCUAUGUCAUUGAUGGUCCAAGUGCAAGCAAACGCCGGCUGCGCAAUGUGCUGCUGGCCUACCUUUGCACCUCAGGAGAUGCCAAGGCAGCAGAGCUUUGUGGCAAGCACUUCAAGAGGGCCAAGGGCAUGACAGAUAAACUCGCGGCGUUCAGCUGCUUGUGCAAUAUGCCAGACUCAGAGGAGGCCAAAGAGGCCAUCGAACAGUUCUUGGCCGAUGCAAAGGGCGACGCCAACGUGAUUGACAAGUGGUUCGCUUCACAGGCACGAGCGGAUGUUGAUGAUUUGAUGCCUCGUGUGAAGAAGUUGAUGGAGCAUCCAGAGUUCUCUUUGAAGAAUCCCAAUCGAUUACGCUCAGUGGUCAGCGUCUUCAUUUCUUCACCGCAAUUUCACCUUCCAGAUGGCUCUGGCUAUGACUUUGCCCUGGAGAUGAUCCCCAAAGUGGAUGCAUUGAAUCCCCAGGUUGCUGCACGCAUGGCCAACGGUGCCUUCAGGACUUGGCGGCUUCUAGAUGAGCAGCGACAAAAGAUGAUCCAGGAGCGAUUGGCGAAGCUUACUCAGGCUGGACUCUCCAAGGAUGCUGCAGAGAUCGUGUCCAAGAUGCAAGCCUGAGUCAGCCUUUGGGGUUCUGCGCCUGGAGGGAUCCGAGAUUGACGUAUCACAUAUAUACAAUGGUUGUAGGUCAUCGCCAGUGUGCUGCCAGCCAAGUGAUCUUGGAAUUGCUUCAAAUGUGGUGGGGAGACUGUUUCUUGUAGCCCGUCGAGGGAAAGCUCGUGAACGUGUGGAGCUUUGCUUGCCAAAUGGGCAGAUUUUCAACGAGCACCCCUCACCGACAAUUUUCAACCUCGCGGCUGCA
Messenger RNA from Durusdinium trenchii, 2278 nucleotides. Lineage: Eukaryota; Dinophyceae; Suessiales; Symbiodiniaceae. The record is from the annotation of a GenBank genome assembly.